Patiria miniata (bat star) is the source of this 6257-nucleotide messenger RNA. RefSeq lists its product as uncharacterized. Gene Ontology annotation, biological process: regulation of DNA-templated transcription. Lineage: Eukaryota; Metazoa; Echinodermata; Asteroidea; Valvatida; Asterinidae. The coding region runs from base 460 to 2979 and encodes 839 amino acids. The transcript has 12 exons. The record is from RefSeq and is a predicted model, not a curated record.
UUGCCGUUGAUUUUCGAAAAAAUAGUCUGUUGGGUGUUGCUGGCUGUUGCUGGCAACUUGGCGGCAAUAAUGUCUACCGCGUGUGCUGCUUGUGUCGGCUGCCACACUACUUCGUUUGAGAAAUCCGUGAGCGGUUGCGGUUACAAACGAAAAUCAGUAAAAUGUUUGACAGAUCCGGGCACAAUCGAGAAAGUGUUUGGUAGAGUUCUAACUCCUGAAGAAUAUAAAACACAAUUCUUGUGCCAGGCAUGUAUUACGACACUCAUCGCACAAACCAAAAAAAAGAAGAAAGGGGCGACUAAAAGACGGUACGUGGCUGCACCUGCAGUGAACUUGAAAACCAGCGACUCCUCAUCACCCAAACCAUGCAAACUGUCGAAGUGAGUGAAGGACGACUUCAAGGUAACGGCAAAAAAAUUUAUUGACCAAUCAAAGUACGUCAAAGCGAUCCGCUGCUUGAUGCGUGCAAGUGAAAAGGCGCGUAUAGCCUUCAAGAAAAUGUGCGUCCAGCAAGUCAAAGAGGAGGGGAAAAAGGUCAGGAAUGAAAAAGAAGGUGACCAGGGGGCCGAGGUUGCUGGAGUUUUGGACGGCGAUCCUACGAUACCGAAAUUGGAGAGCUUUCGCUGGGCUGGCCUCAUUGAUGAAGCGCGGGCAAAGAUGCCUUUACUCGUAUCUGCAGUGGAAGCCUCACUCUCCCCCAAGCUAAAACAAAAACAACCAGAUCGAAAGGACAGCGUUCGAGAUAAACGGCUGGGGAUAAUUCUUGCCGUCAUCUUCUACACGAGAGUCCCACGCAAGUACAACUUCGUUCAAGGCGCCAUUGGUGUGGAACUAUGGCGGCAAGGAUGUUCCAAAAAGCUAUUCCAGGCCCUGAACCAUCUGGGAAUUUCACUAGGACGUCAAACAUCUCGACAACACGUCGACCAACUCGCCACCGAUCAAGACAAUUGUCUUGUCAAGUGGAAAUCUGCCGUACAGACCACUUACGGUUCAAGAUAUUGGAAAACAGGGCGACGAAGGUCGUCUUUCAAGCAAGAUCCAGGUUACGGUGUUUGCUGGGACAACGUUCAGAUAAAUCCGCACCGCAAACUCCAAGGCAAGCAAAAGAAGGCAGAAUGCCUGUCGUGGGCCCUAGCGUUCGCUUGCGGCAACAGGAUCCCGACACUGCACCUGAAGGAUCCCAGUACCAUCCCUGCUUCCCAGCUGAUUUCAAGUAUUCUCCCUAGGCCUGCAGACUACGAUGAGUUAAGGAAGCUGAUGGUCUCUUUGGUGAUGCGGAUACUUGUUAAGUACCUUCCAUUCAUGCAGUCCAUGAAGAAACACCUCCCUCGUCCCAAGCAUCAGUACAGCGCCGAGAUGACCAGAAAAAGCGAAGUGGUAAACCUUGGUGUUCUAGAAGUGAAUCCUGCAACCACAGCUGGUGUAGUACGUGUGAUGGAGCAUCUUCAUGCCUAUGUCCCUGAGCCCGACGGCCAACUUUGUCCGAUCUUGUGCAGUGGGGAUGGCCUCAGCGUAGACAGGAUGACCCGUGCAAAAAGGGCCAGUAUUAACAAAGAAAGCAAGAAACAGCAGCUUCAGGGGUUAGUUGAGUGCCCUCAGGAAUCUCAUAAGGAGAAACUACUCUUACAGGACACAAUGAACAAUCUGUAUAAGGGCAGCAGUGUCGCCUCCAGAGGGAGCCUUGCUCACUUAAAGGAGUUCUACAGACACCGAUGUAUGGCCAACGAUGCAAAGCAGGACAUUCAGCACAUAUGGGAUACGAUUGAGUUCUGCACAGAGGCAUACGUCACGCUCUUUGCCAUGACCGCAGCAAACAUGGAGACAGUAAACGAUGUGCCUCUCAACUUUCCAGUCAAUGGGAACAUGGCGGACAAGACGGACUUUGUAUGGAAGAUAGCUGGAGCUGCAGUGGACUUCUGUUGGUCGGCAACAAAGAGUGAGGACAUCAGGAAAGUCUAUGCAAGUACCAAGUCGUCAGCAAGCACCCCGGGAGAACCUUAUGGUUUCUGCUGUUGUGGCAAAGAAACUGACGAAGCAAUGAUCCAGUGUUUCAGCCACCAGUGUCCUCACGUAUGGUACCAUCUCUCCUGCGUGGGGCUUGAUGAGCCACCUGCGGUUGAAUGGUACUGCAGUAAAAAGUGCGACGGAGAUGGAACCUAUAUUUAUUGCAUGUGUCAUCAGCGGAAGGGAGGUGAGAUGGUACAGUGUGCUCUUAAGCAAGACUGUCGUCGACACGAGUGGUACCAUUGGUCAUGUUUGUCUGAUACCACUUUCCCAGAUUUGUGGUUUUGCUGCGAUGACUGUGCGCUUGGAAGUGAAGGUGAUGAUUCUGUCCAGAAUUACACCAAGGCACUAAUGUGGCGCGGUUUAAACCAUCUUGCGCGGAGAUGGGCAGUCAGACAUGGCGAUGGCAAAACAAUGACGUCCCAUUGGAAGAUGGACCUGAUAGAGUUCUGGGCGUUCGGACAUGACAAGUACCUGACCAUGGCCCAGCAGUUUUUGACAGGUGUCAGUGGAUUUCUUCCCGAACGUCUUCGUCAUGACAUUACAUGGAACAGAGUGGCUAAUGUCCACGGCAUGGAAGGAGAAAACAUUGGCCUGGACCUUCUCAAUAAAUUCCUAAACAAUGAAUUCAAAGAUAUGCUGCUGAGAUCCCGGAGAAAAUACACACAACAACAGGCACAGCGCUGUUCACAAAUGAGCGGCGAGUUAGGAAAACAGAUCGACCAACUGCUAACAGGCGGACUGGGUGAUCUUCCCAGCAAGAAUUCCUCUGAGAAAACCGUCAACAAAGACGUGCUGGAUUUUGUGAGCGAAUUUAAGAAAGAUGCCCUCUUUGACUAUGUCCCUGGUCGGCAUCAUCAGGGAUUUGAAGACUACACGUACGAUACCAGCAUCGAAGCACCCGAUUGUCUCGGGCAAAGGCUCCUCGUGACUUCCCAGGAGAUGGACCGGUGGAAUGAGAUCAUGGAAUCGUGAAUUUCUACUCGCCUCUACUCUUCCGUACAACAGUGCGAGACGAUCACCUUGACGCGUUCAUUCAUUCCGGUUAUCUUGAGAUGCUUGAGCACCGCUCGUCUCAUGCAGUUGCCUCCUUUGACUGUGCUGCACAGCUGCAUCAUGCUACUGUCAGAAUAUCGCUUGUUAAUGGACCACGGGAAUAUGUACAGCUUUCGAAAUCCUUGCCUCCCAUCUCUUAGGCACCUACCAAAUUCUUACCAAUAACUGAGAACAUCUUUUUGCCGGUCCUCAGUGGAUCACAAAUUCCACAUCAUCUGUGUGGAUGACUAAACCAAAAGCCAUAACUGAGAACAUCUUUUGCUGGUUUCUAGUGGAUCACAAAUUCCACAUCAUCUGUGUGGAUGCCUAAACUAAAAACCAUUACUGAAAACAUCUUUUGCUGGUCUCUAGUGGAUCACAAAUUCCACAUCAUCUGUGUGGAUGACUAAACUAAAAGCCAUAACUGAGAACAUCUUUUGCUGGUCUCUAGUGGAUUACAAAUUCCACAUCAUCUGCAUGGAUGCCUAAACCAAAAGCCAUAACUGAGAACAUCUUUUACUGGUCUCUAGUGGAUCACAAAUUCCACAUCAUCUGUGUGGAUGACUAUAAACCAAAAGCCAUAACUGAGAACAUCUUUUGCUGGUCUCUAGUGGAUCACACAUUCCACAUCGUCUGUGUGGAUGACUUAACUAAAAGCCAUAACUGAGAACAUCUUUUGCUGGUCUCUAGUGGAUCACAAAUUCCACAUCAUCUUUGUGGAUGCCUAAACCAAAAGCCAUAACUGAGAACAUCUUUUGCUGGUCUCUAGUGGAUUACAAAUUCCACAUCAUCUGUGUGGAUGCCUUAACCAAAAGCCAUUGAUGAGAACAUCUUUUGCUGGUCUCUAGUGGAUCACAAAUUCCACAUCAUCUGUGUGGAUGACUAAACUAAUAGCCAUAACUGAGAACAUCUUUUGCUGGUCUCUAGUGGAUCACAAAUUCCACAUCAUCUGUGUGGAUGCCUUAACCAAAAGCCAUUACUGAGAACAUCUUUUGCUGGUCUCUAGUGGAUCACAAAUUCCACAUCAUCUGUGUGGAUGACUAAACUAAUAUCCAUAACUGAGAACAUCUUUUGCUGGUCUCUAGUGGAUCACAAAUUCCACAUCAUCUGUGUGGAUGCCUUAACCAAAAGCCAUAACUGAGAACAUCUUUUGCUGGUCUCUAGUGGAUCACAACUUCCACAUCAUCUGUGUGGAUGACUAAACUAAAAGCCAUAACUGAGAACAUCUUUUGCUGGUCUCUUAGUGGAUCACAAAUUCCACAUCAUCUGUGUGGAUGCCUAAACCAAAAGCCAUAACUGAGAACAUCUUUUGCUGGUCCCCAGUGGAUCACAAAUUCCACAUCUUCUGUUUGGAUGCCCAAACCAAAAGCCAUGGUAGCCACAAAGCAUCGGAGUGGAGAUGUCGUUUUGCAAAAUGACGAUGUAACACGCCUUUGGCUUUCGACGUCAUUACUACCAUGGUACAUGUCAAUUAUUCUAUUAUGGACACUGUGUAUGGGGUCCACUGAAGCCAUCCCCCCAGACUCGUCAUCAGCUAUGCAUAAAUGCAAGAGACUUUGUUCACUUGUCUACAAAGAUACAAUAAUAAACAAAGAGUGAUAGGUAGUUGGCGUUGUGUUUGAAAGACACACCCGCAUGUAUGUAAGAGAAAAUAAUUUACGUUGUGUUAAUUAUGGCCUUUGGUGCAUACUUUCUUCUCUUUAAUAGAGACAAUACCAGGCCAAACGUUCUUCAACAUUGGCGUUAUCCACGUUGUACAUCUCCAAUCAUAUAUUGGGUCUGUAAAAAAAAUAUUGAAUAAAAUAAAAGUUGAAGACGAUGUUGUGAUAAUAAUACGCUUUGUGGUUUAAAUGCCUGCUUGUUAAAGGAGUUAUACUUUUUGUUAAGGACUAGAAGUCAAAAUGAGUUAAACUCUUUUUAAUUCUAGGAAACUCUCAUUGAUAAUCUUACCUGUCUUGAAGCACUGCCACGAUGUCAAAUGUCGACAUCUCAAGCUGCAACAUAUUGGUGAUCUCCUUUAUCAUAUGUGUUGCCGUUGCCUUUGUCCAUGAUCGGUGAGAGCCAUCCGUAGCAAUCGCUUUUGCCAAAACCAGUUGGUAGCAAAAAUGUCCAAAAAUGUUUUUGUAUUUCUUUACUACUGACUCGAUUGCCUGCAUCUGCUCUAAUUUUAGAGAAUAAGGUACGUUGUGUUCCUUCAAAACAGCAUCGAUUACGUCGUCCAUACUUAACAACUCAAAAUUUGCUCUUAUAUAUCGCCUAUACAAUGUCCGACUAGGCGGAAACUUGAGUUUGAAAAUUACCGCGCAGCGUGCUAAAACGUUUGUGCACAUGCGUUUGGUUACUAAGCAAAUCACACGUGGGCAUUGCGUGUUCACGCUGCAUGCACGGACGCAGAAGUUUGGAGGGCGUUAGCGUACGUGUGCGCGUACGUACGCACAUACGACUUGGUGAGAAACUGAUAAAAAGAGUCAACAAAAACGUACAAGUUUAAUGUUGCUUUAGAGUUUGUGUUCCUCUUUAAUGUUGGUCAGCAUAGCAUAUGGAAUUCCUUAACCCACCGUAUGCAUAGAUAAGGACACAUAGAGUAUGUGGACGUGAAAUAAUCUUCCAUAACGAGGUAAAACGUAAAAAAAAUCUUGUUUAAGAGUUGGGUGGUAUUGCAUAGAGAAAUCUCAUCCUGGACGUUAGUUGUAAUGCAAUGAAGACGUCCAACCUGGGCUAGGUCAACCCUAGCCCCAUAAAUGUGGCCAAUUUACUGGACUACCUCCGUGAAUAAAUGCCCACUUGGAACAUGUACCAGAAAAUGUAGAACUUUGUCAAGUUUUUAUUUUCACAUUUAGACUUUGUAGUUAUUUAUGCUUUAGAUGCACACUCGCCCUCUUUAUUUAAAGCGAUACAAAAUUAGUCUCCCCAUUUUCAGACGUCUAUUUUUUGUGUAAUUUCGUGUUGGAAUUUAGAUACCCUAAUGUGUGAAAAUGAGCCUGGAAAUUACACAAAAUAUAGAUGUCUGAAAAAAGGGGGGAUUCAUUUUCUAUCGCUUUAAAGAGGGCGAGUGUGCUUCUAAAGCGUAAAUAAACUACAAACAAAGUCCAAAUGUGAAAAUUUAAACCAGGUUUUUUUUUGGAGCCACUGAAUUGUGUAAAUUUAAUGCAUAGUUAUUUGAAAUUAUUGUGCAUACCAAAAGGAGUGCAGAAAUAUUAAAAUGUUCAAAACUCUCA